UUAUUUUGGUAUUUCUUAACCGGAAGUAUAUCCGGAGAAGGACCCGGUGUUUAUUUCCUUUUCCUGGAUUCACAUUAUAUCUGCCUCACAAUGAAAAUCGCCACUGUAUUAAUAUUAGUUGCCACAUUUUGGUCAGCGGGUAGCGUUAAUGUCGAGGAAAGUGCGGAGCAUUUCUUCAGCAGCGGCCACACCAACAACUGGGCCGUUCUGGUGUGCACGUCCAGAUUCUGGUUCAACUACCGUCAUGUGGCCAACACACUGUCAGUCUACAGAAGUGUCAAGCGUCUAGGCAUCCCUGAUAGCCACAUCGUUCUGAUGCUGGCAGACGACAUGGCUUGUAAUCACAGAAACCCCAAGCCUGCCACAGUGUUCAGCCACAAAAACAUGGCGCUGAACGUGUACGGCGACGACGUGGAGGUGGAUUACCGAGGUUAUGAGGUGACGGUGGAGAAUUUUCUCCGAGUUCUGACCGGAAGGCUUCCGCCCAGCACGCCUCGCUCCAAGCGUCUCCUGUCUGACGACCGAAGCAACAUCCUCAUUUACCUGACAGGGCAUGGUGGCAAUGGCUUCCUGAAGCUCCAAGACUCUGAGGAGAUCAGCAAUGUGGAGCUGGCAGACGCCUUUGAACAGAUGUGGCAGAAAAGGAGGUAUAAUGAGCUGCUGUUCAUCAUCGACACCUGUCAGGGAGCCUCCAUGUACGAGAGAUUCUACUCGCCAAACCUCAUGGCUUUGGCCAGCAGUCAAGUUGGAGAGGACUCCUUGUCGCACCAACCUGAUUUGGGCAUUGGAGUUCAUCUGAUGGACCGUUACACCUUCUACAUGCUGGAGUUCCUGGAAGACAUCCACCCUGCCAGCAAAACUAACAUGAAUGACCUGUUCAAAGUAUGCCCCAAGAGCCAGUGCGUGUCCACACCGGGCCACCGUACAGACCUGUUCCUUAGAGACCCAGGAAGUGUCCUCAUCACCGACUUCUUCGGCAGCGUCCGCAAGGUGGAGCUCACAAUGGAAACCAUCAACUUGACCGACCCCAUAAAGCUGGUGGAAGAUGAUUAUGACGUUGGAGAGCUGCAAAUGGAGACUCACUCGUACAUGGAUCAACUACCAGUGUCAGAGAUCAUCCAUCAGAAGCCCAAACAGAAAGACUGGCACCCUCCGGACGGCUUCAUCCUAGGCCUGUGGACCCUCAUCCUGCUGGUGUUUUUCAAAACAUACGGCGCCAAGCACCUCAAGCACAUUUUCUGAGGCGUCCCUGUCGCUUCGCUUUUGCGGUCGUCGACCUGAAGAGGAUGGGGGAGCCUUCACUAUAGCCAUGUUAAAAGGGAAGGUGGAGCUUGAGAAGCUUUUACACUGGAAAUUUGCCUGAACUUGAAUUCUAUUUCAAAUGUGAUGUAUUUUAAGUUAUAAGAGGAGGAGGAGGGGCGGGGCCUUGACCAUCACUCCUUGAAUGAGGCUGCUUCACAUAUUUCUCCGCGUUUUCUUGAGGAAAAUACAGAGCCAGGGCCGGCUGAUUGGCAGAGAGAUCACUGCAUAAAGCCUCCCCUGUCGGCGCGUAUCACACCCCCUGACCGUCAUGUCAUGCGCUGGAAGGAUAACAAUCCAGCAUAAUAUCACAUCUCCACUUUCUUAUUCACUAAAUUGCCCUACCAGCAUUAACCGUGCGUUAGCUCCUCGGAUGUGUACGCCGCCAAAUGCAAUUCCGGUUGAUGGACGGCGUCUCUGUGGCCAUUCCCAGUCCGACGAUAAGUGACCGAUAAACCAGUAAGCCGUGUGUUGUCCCGAAGGAAUCUCCUCCAUGAUAUAAUGUGACGUUUUUUUUCUUCAGUUCUCUCUUUUCCUUUCAUUCCUUGCACUUCAGUGUACAUCACCGUCCCAUUGCCGGGAGGAGUGAUUGAUGACCUAAGUGUGCGGAUUGAACGCAGGAGUACGCCCAGCGCUUCAGUACUAAAGCCAGAUGUAUUGGAGGACAGCUGCUGUAUCAGCCACUGGGUACCUUUCUUCUCCACAUUAUUAUUGCAAUGCUAAUUGCUUUCUUCCUCGUUUUGCGAUCAAAUUCUCCAAGCAAAUUGUAUUACUUCCUUACUCCGUGAUUAAAGAUGAAACGAUAAUUAAAAAAUUGUCUCCAAGCGCUUAUAAUUAACACUAUAGAGCUUCCCUAGUUACUGGGUAAUGAUGUUGAAGAUGAGAAAUCUUCCUUCCUUGAAGGCAUGUCCAGCCAAACGGAAAGUGGUUAUUUUAUUUUAAUUAUUUUUUUUACAACAAAGCUAUCUAUUGAACAGCACUGCUUGAUGAGUUGACACGCACUCCUGUCAUGUUGUUUCCUUACACGGAGGAGCUUGGGCGACCCAGGGAGGCGCUUACACUCCAUCUUCCUGUCCCAGUCAGGCACCUCAAAGACAGAACAGCCAAUAGAUACUUGGCUCACUGCACAUUCCUUUACCACAAAGCAAAAGCUGCCUUAUCUCACAUUGAUCCGUUUAGAAACCCACCGUAGAGUUGACCAAAUCCCCUCCUGUGCCUCUGUUUACUACAACGCUCAGCCUUUUCCCCCUGAGUUCUUAAUUAAAAAAUGUUUUAACAGUAAUAUGUGUUUAUUAGCACCACAGGUGACACACGUGGAUUGUCUCUUUCAAUUGUUUCCUCCACUUUUGAGAGAAGAGGUGACUAAAGCAAUGCUUUUAAAGUUGCGACUUUUCAUGACUAGGGAAAAAUCUCCUUUCUCAGACAUCUUACCACCUCGCCACUUUGUAAAACUAAAGGCUUCGCUACAUAUUUUAAGUUCAACAAGUAGCUCGUAAACUGUCAGCCAGUUUUAGACGUGGGAGCUGUAAGUUUGAUCAUUUUGUCUUCAGCUAACAUGCUAACCUAGUGUGAUGUUGCUCUUAAAGGCCUACUGAAAGCCACUACUAGCGACCACGCAGUCUGAUAGUUUAUAUAUCAAUGAUGAAAUCUUAACAUUGCAACACAUGCCAAUACGGCCGGGUUAACUUAUAAAGUGACAUUUUAAAAUUCCCGCCACACUUCCGGUUGAAAAUC
Entelurus aequoreus (snake pipefish) is the source of this 3033-nucleotide messenger RNA. RefSeq names its product phosphatidylinositol glycan anchor biosynthesis, class K (gene pigk). Gene Ontology annotation, molecular function: GPI-anchor transamidase activity. The transcript has 11 exons. NCBI's taxonomy places the organism in Eukaryota, Metazoa, Chordata, Actinopteri, Syngnathiformes, Syngnathidae. The record is from RefSeq and is a predicted model, not a curated record. Gene Ontology annotation, biological process: protein localization to cell surface; attachment of GPI anchor to protein; proteolysis. Bases 91 to 1242 code for a protein of 383 amino acids. Gene Ontology annotation, cellular component: GPI-anchor transamidase complex.